AAACCCUUUAAAAUUGAAACUAAUGCAUUAGAAUAUACACUCAGAGAACAACUUAGCCAGCAAAACAAUCAAGAGCAUCUAAGAAUUAUAAGCAACUUCUCAAGAAAGUUAAACAGCCUGGAAAUCAACUACAGAAUCCCUAAUCAGAAACUUAUAGCAAUAGUAAAAGCUUUCGAGGAGUAG
Messenger RNA from Cryphonectria parasitica EP155, 183 nucleotides. RefSeq lists its product as uncharacterized. The record is from RefSeq and is a predicted model, not a curated record. NCBI's taxonomy places the organism in Eukaryota, Fungi, Ascomycota, Sordariomycetes, Diaporthales, Cryphonectriaceae. The transcript has a single exon. The annotation marks the transcript as partial.